CCACACAUAAUUUUUAUACUCUGCUCCAACGGCUACUAAUCACCGUAGGUCCCUUCAACGGUCCAGAUCUCUCAAAUAUUUUCUCCUAUAUACAACAUGCAAAGAUACAUACACUCGAGCAUUCUUCACUCAACACUCACUUUUUCUCUAAUUCCUUAAUUCUCUCAACUAAUUACAAAUUAUGACUCGCAAUAUUCUCUUGACGGUUACAUUGAUCUGCAUUGUUUUCAUCACCGUCGGUGGCCAAUCUCCGGCCACCGCACCGAUCCAUUCUCCUUCUACAUCUCCUCAUAAGCCUAAACCCACAUCUCCCGCCAUUUCUCCAGCUGCUCCAACGCCGGAAUCCACGGAGGCUCCGGCGAAGACUCCGGUAGAAGCACCUGUAGAGGCUCCUCCUUCUCCUACACCUGCUUCUACACCUCAGAUCUCUCCGCCCGCUCCUUCACCGGAGGCUGAUACUCCUUCAGCUCCGGAGAUUGCACCUUCAGCUGAUGUUCCGGCUCCAGCUCUGACAAAACAUAAGAAGAAGACAAAGAAGCAUAAGACCGCUCCGGCUCCUGGACCAGCUUCGGAGCUUUUAAGCCCGCCUGCUCCGCCCGGAGAAGCUCCUGGUCCUGGACCAAGCGAUGCUUUCUCUCCUGCCGCUGACGAUCAGGUAAAUAAUAUAUGAUUUAACCUAAACAAUAUGGUAAAUUAAUUUAGGUAAUAUGUAAAAAUAUCACUUAAGUAAAAACAAAUGUAAAUUAGUCCCAUCUUUUGACUAUAGUUUAGGUUAUUCGUUAUAAUUUAAAAAUGUCUGAAAUCACAAUUUUUUUGUUAGAUUUGAUUCUUUCUAGUUUCUAGAACUUAAAAUUUCGAAUUAUUUUACUGCAGAGCGGAGCACAAAGAAUAAGUGUUGUGAUACAAAUGGUGGGAGCUGCGGCAAUCGCAUGGUCUCUACUUGUUCUAGCCUUCUAAUAAAUUUUUGUUCUUCUUUUUUUUUUUUUUUUUUUUCAAUUCUUAAUUUUAUUUAUUUUAUAUCUUUUUUGAUCCUCUCCCAUUUGUCUCAUGUAUUACAGCUCACAUUUUGUAUUCAGCAUUUUGAUAUAUUAUUUGUCUUUUAUGUAUACAAAUAAUAAUUUUAAUACAUGCUAUUUUCUGCAAAA
Messenger RNA from Arabidopsis thaliana (thale cress), 1145 nucleotides. RefSeq names its product arabinogalactan protein 17 (gene AGP17). Bases 182 to 670 code for a protein of 162 amino acids. The record is from RefSeq and is marked reviewed. Gene Ontology annotation, cellular component: plasma membrane. Lineage: Eukaryota; Viridiplantae; Streptophyta; Magnoliopsida; Brassicales; Brassicaceae. The transcript has a single exon.